Molecule: messenger RNA, 1685 nt
Organism: Trematomus bernacchii (emerald rockcod)
Lineage: Eukaryota; Metazoa; Chordata; Actinopteri; Perciformes; Nototheniidae
Product: E3 ubiquitin-protein ligase TRIM39-like
Exons: 3
Coding region: 200-1582 (460 amino acids)
Molecular function (GO): zinc ion binding; protein binding
Source: RefSeq, a predicted model, not a curated record
ACAACCCUGCUGCUUCGACCUGCGCACCCUCCCCCCCUGAAGAGAGAGAGACGGACUGAAAAACAGACGAUCACAUUCACCUUCAGACCAAACUAACAACUUCCCCUGAGUUCAGCUACAGGAGAGAAAAGUGGAAACUACAACCCUGCUGCUUCUAGCGGCGGACCCUCCCCCCCCUGAAGCUUCACUCAGAGACAACAUGGCGUCCAGGUUAGAGGAAGAUCUCUGCUGUCCGGUCUGUAAGGACGUCUUUAGAGAUCCUGUUGUUCUGUCCUGUAGCCACAGCUUCUGUAAAGCCUGUCUGCAGACCUGGUGGAGAGAGAAACCAUCACGAGAGUGUCCAGUCUGUAAGACAGAAUCUUCAAGAAGAAAUCCCCCCUGUAACCUGGCUUUAAAGAACACGUGUGAGACCUUCUUACUGGAGAGAGGGACCUCUGAGGCUCUCUGCAGUCUGCACUCUGAGAAACUCAGACUCUUCUGUCUGGACCAUCAGCAGCCAGUGUGUGUCGUCUGCAGUGUUUCAAUAACACACACCAAUCACAGAAUCAGACCCAUCGAUGAAGCUGCUCAGGGUCUCAGAGAGGAGCUCCAGAAAGCUCUGCAGCCCUUUCAGGAGAAACUGAAGCUCAUUGAAGAAGUUAAAGUGAAGUUUGAUCAAACAGCAGGACACCUGAAGGUCCAGGCUCGACACACAGAGACGCAGAUUAAGAAGCAGUUUAAGAAGCUUCACCAGUUUCUAGAAGAGGAAGAGGAGGCCAGGAUGGCUGCACUGAGGGAGGAAGAGGAGCAGAAGAGGAGGAUGAUGGAGGAGAAGAUGGAGGCUGUGAGCAGAGAGAUAGCAGCUCUUUCACACACAGUCAGAGCCACAGAGGAGGAGCUGAGAGCUGAAGACGUCUCCUUCCUGCACAACUACAAGGCUGCAGUGGAGAGGCUGCAGCGCCCCCUGCUGGAGGUUCCACAGCUGCCCUCAGGAGCUCUGAUAGACCAGGCCAAACACCUGGGCAACCUCAGCUUCAACAUCUGGAGCAAGAUGAAGGACUUGGUGUCAUAUUAUCCUCUCAUCCUGGACCCAAACACUGCUCAUCCAGAACUCAUCCUGUCUGAAGAUCUGACCAGAGUGAGACGAGGAGAUGAGACACAGAAACUUCCUGAUAAUCCAGAGAGGUUUGAUAAAUACGGCUUUGUCCUGGGCUCUGAAGGCUUUAACUCAGGGACUCACAGCUGGGAUGUCCAGGUUACAGACAGUACACGCUGGGUACUGGGUGUGUUAGCAGAGUCUGUCCAGAGGAGGGGAAGCAUACAGUCUGGAUUAUGGAUGAUAGCUUUCAUUAAAGGUAUAUACUCAGCAUGUUCACCACCAGCUCCAGUCACUCCUCUCAGCCUGAAGAAGAAGCUCCAGAGGGUCAGAGUGAAUCUGGACUGGAACAGAGGAGAGGUGUCGUUCUCUGAUCCUGACACUAACACACACAUACACACCUUCACACACACUUUCACUGAGAGGGUGUUUCCAUACAUUUGCACUUGGGAGGAAGUGAAGAUAUUACCACUGAAGGUGUGUGUGACAGUGGAUCAGAGCAGGUAGAGAUGAACAGGAUCAUUCACUGACCUCUGCAGCACCUCCUGUCCGCCUGCUCAUUCCAACACAGUGUUUAACAGCUCACUUAUGGCGCAUUUCCACCACACGG